CAAGCAGAGGCACAACGUCAGCAAUACAGACAGAGACGAGCAGGGAGAGAGACAGACCGGAUCACAGAGAGUGCCAAGGUGUGAUGAGCGAAGGGCAAGAGAGAAAUACAGGGGGUUUGAAGAGUUUGAAUUUGAAUUUCAGAGGGAAACACCAGAUAGGGUAGAGAGAGAGAGAGUAAGACAGAGAGAGAGAGAGAGAGAGCGAGAGAGAGAGACACUGAGGGGUGUGUCAUAGCAAGUUAGUUCCUCGAGGAAGUACAACUCAACAUUAUCUUAAGACAGGGUGGCAGCACUGACAGAAGCGCUGCAGGAGGGCGCUUUUUUCAGAUUUUGGUUCUGCUCGUGGUGAAGAUAAAGGGAUCUCAUUAAAUCAACCGACCUGUGCUGUCAGCCUUAAACACAGAGCAGAGUGAGAGGAGAGAGAGAGAGAUAUCUGACACACACCAAGAGGGAGGGGGACUCAACACACACACACGCACACACACAGGCAGCCAUGGACUCCUUCAGCUCCAAGGACAUGGCCUUGAGGGCGCAGAAGAAGAUCCUGAGCUCCAUGGCCACCAAAAGCUCUGUCCAAAUGUUCAUUGACGACACCACCAGCGAGAUCCUGGAUGAACUGUACCGCGUCUCCAAAGAGUACUCUGGUAAUAAAACGGAGGCCCAGAAGGUGAUCAAAGACCUGGUCAAGAUUGCCGUGAAGAUUGGCUUGCUGUUUAGGAACAACCGUUUUAGCACCGAGGAGCUGGCAGUGGCCACCGAUUUUAAGAAGAAGCUGCACCAGGGAGCCAUGACGGCUAUCAGCUUUUACGAGGUGGAUUUUACCUUUGAUAAAGCAGUGAUGGAAGAACUCCUCACCAGCUGCAGGGAUCUGCUGCUGAAGCUAGUGAACACCCACCUCACCCCUAAAUCCCACGGUCGCAUCAACCACGUCUUCAACCAUUUCUCUGACCCAGAGCUCCUGACCAAACUGUACGACCCCAGCAGCCCCUUUCGAGACCACCUUACCAAGAUCUGCAAAGGACUCGACAAACUUAUGGAGGAGGGGACAAUAUGACAUAGAAAUAAUACAAUCACAGACAGACACUGGGAGAUCAACAGGCAAGACUCAGCUGAGACUCAGAACUGUUGAACACAACUGGUCUUACUGCUGCGGAGGACUCGCAACGCAAGACAAUUGAUUUGAGAACAAAACUGCUGCCCCAUCGUUCUCAAAGAACAUGUGGGAUUAAAAAAUAAAGUUGGUUGACUCAUAGUGCGUUCCAUUUGUACUCGGAAGUCGGAAUUUCCAAGUUCAAAGUCCGGCAC
Messenger RNA from Perca fluviatilis (European perch), 1305 nucleotides. RefSeq names its product tumor necrosis factor, alpha-induced protein 8-like 2b (gene tnfaip8l2b). The coding region runs from base 494 to 1054 and encodes 186 amino acids. The transcript has 3 exons. Gene Ontology annotation, cellular component: cytoplasm. The record is from RefSeq and is a predicted model, not a curated record. Lineage: Eukaryota; Metazoa; Chordata; Actinopteri; Perciformes; Percidae. Gene Ontology annotation, biological process: regulation of apoptotic process.